This is a messenger RNA of Molossus molossus (Pallas's mastiff bat), 877 nucleotides long. It is a transcript of the gene TMEM270, whose product is annotated as transmembrane protein 270. Lineage: Eukaryota; Metazoa; Chordata; Mammalia; Chiroptera; Molossidae. The record is from RefSeq and is a predicted model, not a curated record.
AUGGCGCUGCUAGUGGGCAUGUGUUCUGGGGACAGCACAUCUUCCAGUGGACCAGGCAGUGAGGGGCGUAUCCAGUCUCAUGGGGAUUCGCUGCCGGUGGUGAAGCUCUCAGUGCUGCUGGCCCAGAACCGGGUCCACCUCUACAAGUUUCUGCUCCUCAAGAUCACCCUCAACAACUGGCUGUAAGGGCCGGUCCAGGAGGCUCAGGGGUCCUGCGGCCGGCGACACCCACUGCCCGGGCUUGCAGCCUGCCCGAUGGUCUGGGUUCUACAGGCUGGGCUGGCACUCAUACAGGUUCCGGUGUGGCUGGUGCUGAAGGUGCCCAGGCUAGUGUGGGCGGGCAUGCUGGGCGGUGCCCGGGCCUUGGGCCUGGACCCGAAGUGGCCAGGUGCCUGGGAGCAGCUGGGCCUGUCUGCAGCCACCUGGAUGGACCUACUUCUGUCAUGUUUGCACAGCCUGAUGCUGGCGGCCUUGCUGCUGCUGCUGCUGACCUGGAGGCUGCUGUGGAGGGCCCACCGCUGCAGCCUGGGCUGGCUGCCCAGCAAGGCUCUGCUGGAGAACCAUGUGGUGCUGGAGCUGCUGGCACUGCUGAAGCAUCUGUACUGGUGGGUGGAGAGCACGGUAGUGCUCACCUUCUGGCACCUGGCCUAUCUCGUCACUUGGACCACCUGCCUUGCUUCCCACCUGCUGCAGGCUGCCUUCGAGCACACGGCCCAGCUGGCCCAGUCCCAGGCCCAGGAGGCUGAGCCCCAGGAGGCCUCACAGGAGGCCUCAAGGCCUAGGUCUGAGUCCUCAUUCCUUGAGUCUCUGGUUCUCAAGGCUGAGCCAGUCCUGCCAGAGUGUGGGACUCUUGGAGAAUAAAUGUGUCCCUCCUGCC